Messenger RNA from Exophiala bonariae, 309 nucleotides. RefSeq lists its product as uncharacterized. Lineage: Eukaryota; Fungi; Ascomycota; Eurotiomycetes; Chaetothyriales; Herpotrichiellaceae. The transcript has 2 exons. Bases 1 to 309 code for a protein of 102 amino acids. The record is from RefSeq and is a predicted model, not a curated record. Gene Ontology annotation, molecular function: carbon-sulfur lyase activity.
AUGUACUACACGGACCGCGCGACGCAAUCAGGCCAACCUUUGUACCGCGCGUUCUGCAAGAUUUGCGGCUCCAAGAUCUCCGCGACCACACCCCUAAACGAAGACAUCAUCAGUGUGCCGGCGGGGAUUCUCGACGAGGCGGGCCUGGAAUGGGUUCCGCAGAAGGAACAGUUCUGCACCUCAAAGGCCGCCUGGGUGCCGGAGUUUGCGAGAGAUCUCGUCGCUCAGAGGUUUGUGAAGGGCCCUUUUGGAGAGGAAGUCCGGGAGGGCCAUGGGAUGCGGGAUGGGAAGGGGAGAGGUAAGAUGUAG